Molecule: messenger RNA, 6132 nt
Organism: Anthostomella pinea
Lineage: Eukaryota; Fungi; Ascomycota; Sordariomycetes; Xylariales; Xylariaceae
Source: the annotation of a GenBank genome assembly
AUGGGCGUCACAAGUCUCCCUCAGCUGCCCGUUCCCCUUGAUGGGCUGGCCGACUACAUUGCAAAGCAUCCCGAGACUGCAAUGCCCCAGUUGAUGGAACCUUACCGCAAGUUUGAAGCCCAACUACGCGAGGUCUACGCUCAGGAACGCACCCACCCAGCCCUAGAUGAUCCAUACCUCAAUGCCCUACCACUGUUCACUAAGAAUACGCCAAAGAUCCAGGCACGCGCCCGCAACCCGGAGGCCGAAUCCCAAGAGGAGAGAGACAAGUAUGUCAUGCCUCUGCCCGAUGACAAACGCCGGCCGAGUGGCUCGCCUGCUGUCGUCGAGUCCCUCAAGGAGUUUCGCCACAAUUUCAGCGUCUUCUCCGAAUCCUCCAUGGCAGACAUGGACUGGGACAAUGUCAUCGCUGCCGGGUCAUCUGUUGUCAACUGUCUGCUUCCUGUCCCCCCUGUAUACAAGAAGUCCAAGAGAGCCUUGCGUCAGUACUACCACGAGAAGUUCUGUCCGGCCUCUGAUGUCGAUCUCUUCCUGUACGGUCUCGAUGAAGAUCAGGCUAUUGAGAAGAUCAAAGAUAUCGAGUCCCGCAUUCGCGAUGCGAUCCUCUCAGAAGUCACUGUCGUCCGGACCAAGAACGCCAUCACCAUCUGCAGCCAGUACCCCACUCGCCACGUACAGAUUGUUCUCCGCGUCUACAAGUCGGUCUCGGAAAUCCUUACUGGAUUCGAUAUUGACUGCUCUACUGCCGCCUAUGAUGGGAAGCAGGUAUACUGCACUCCGAGAGCCCUGGCCUCGUACAUCACACAGAUCAACCCGAUUGAUCUGAGCCGGAGAAGCCCAUCUUACGAGAACCGACUAUCAAAAUACUCCCACCGAAAUUUUGAGGUCUACUGGCCAGAGCUGGAUCGCUCUCGUAUCGACCCUACCAUCUACGAGCGUAGUUUCCAGAGGACCCUAGGUCUUGCUCGCCUUCUUGUCCUUGAGCGACUGCCGACCACAACCGCACGGGAGCAAUAUCUAAAGAAGCGCCGAGAAGAGCGAGGGCGCCCAGCGCUCCAGGUUCGCUACCAGCAUCGUCUCUUUGGAAACAUCAAACAUGUCCACGAAGACGAGGUUGCUGAUUGGGUUGAUGAGGACGAGGUGUCCAACUAUCAUACCUUCACGAUCCCCUAUGGUGUCAAGUUUCACGCCAAAAAGAUCGAGAAACUCUGCUACACCAAGGACUUGCUGUUGAAUGCAGAAUGGAAUCAGCCUGAGGAAAGGGAGGUCUAUCUUCACAGGCACCCUGCUUUCUUUGGUGACUGCUGUGGCACUUGCCCAAAACCGGUGUCCACCGAGGAAAUUGAGGUCGCGGAAAAGGAGAGUGAGAUUUACGUCUCGGGCAAGGUUUCGUUCCGCAUUGAUGACCCAGGCAGACAGCAAAUUGGCUCCUUCAAUCCUCUUACCGAAGAUGAUUGGACGGAAAUGGCCUAUGUUGGCAACACCGCUCGCCUUUGCCAGGCCAUUGUUGACGGUGACCUCGAGCAUGUUGAGGAUUGGCUCUCUCAAGAGGGAGCCGAUCCUAACAAAAGAGACUAUACCGGAAGGACUCCCUUGCAUCUUGCUGUCACAAGCUCCACUCCAGCUGUCGUCAAAUGUCUGGUGGAGCGGGGCGCACGCUUGGUUGCUCGCAUCGCUGAUGGCCGCACGGCACUGCAUCUUGCUGCGGGGUGUGGCAAUGCUGCUAUGGUCAAGAUACUUCUCGAAAAAAGCAGCGCUAACGAGGAAGAGGAAGAACAGAAGCAGGCUCAGCGCCGGAAGACUGAAGAAGACACACCCCAAGACAGUCAAGACGGGCAGCGCCAUGAAGAAGCCAAUGCUGGGGUGUCCGACCACGACACUGACGAAGAUGACGAGGGCAGCGAAUCCGAUGGGGAGCUGAUCGAAAAUUCGAGUGCUGACGAUGACGGGCAUUCGAUGGCCACGGGGUUAUUCGUCAAAGUUCGCGCACACGACACAAGCUCGAAGAAGGACGAGGCCAUCCCGCUCGACGAUGACCAGAAUAGUCCAGACUAUUACAAGAUCGACACCGUUGCAUGGGACUCGAAAUGCUCUGCAUUACACUUGGCCAUUCUCGGAGGCCACUGUGGUGUCGUCAAUAUCCUCUGUCAAGAGUUUGGGGCUGAUGUGUUGAUUCCUGUCAAGAUCGGUGACGAUUCCAGUCCCCGUGCCGCUAUUCUCACACUAGUACUGGCCAUCGCUCUGCCAGUCGAGAAGGCAGUUCAAAUGAGUGAGACGCUGCUCAGCUUGGGUGCAACUUCGUCGCAAGCCGACGUCAAUGGUGUGACUGGGUUACAUCGCUAUGUUCAGAACGGCAUACCGAAACUCGUCGAGACUCUGUGGGCACACGACAAGCUGGGACUGAAGACUGCCAUUAAUCACGUGGCCGUCACAGGCUACGCGUGGAGAUCGAGCGCUACAAGUCCUCUGAUGACGGCGAUAGACGAGUCCAAUCCGAUUUUCGUGCUCAAACUGCUCGAGGCGGGGGCGAAUCCAGUCAUCGAUUUCGACACUUGGCUUAAAGGCGCAAAGUUCUCCUAUGAGAAUCAACUUGGUAAUUAUGAAAGGAACCAGGAGCGCUUUAUGGAUGGGACAGAGCAGCCGCUUCUGGUAGCGAUCCAGUCUCCGCACCCAGCCAUUGCAAUCGAACUGUUGAAGAAGGGGGCCGACCCCAACACCCUCACCAAAGCGAGCCACAACAUCAUUCGGAACGCUUAUGCUCGCCGAAAUCAGCAGGGACAGACUGCUUUGGAUCUCGUCCGAGAACUGCUCAUGCAGUUACGCAAGUACGAGGGUGAACCAGAUGAGCCUACCCAACAGUCGGGAGCCAGGCGACAUGAACUCGGAGCACGAUUUAUGUUGACGUCCAAGCGGUUCUCCAAUGAGCGUCCAGACGAACCUCAGGGUACUAACGAUUUCCUCGCGAAUUUCACUGAAGGUACAUAUCAGCACUGGCUCGUCUCUACGGACAUUGAUGAGCGAAUGGAUUCCUACAAGCAUCACAUGAAAGAGUUGAAGAAGCAAGAAGAGAAGAAUAAGGGUCUCAGAGGACUGGCUGAGAAGAAGGAAGCUAUCGCAGACGUGGUUUCGGAACUUGAGAAGGUCGAGAAAGCCCUCGAGACCAAAGGAGCAAAGACUUUCAAGGAGCUGCACCCAGAGGUUGAGGAUCCCGGGCCCCUCCGGACCCCAGCCCGAGCGGACGCUGUCCAAGAACCAUACAAGCUCGACUUCAUAUUCUACAACAGCACCGAUGUCACCGAGUCACGAAAGGUGGCAUACCUCCAGCUCUUCGAAGCUGCAUGGUCUGGUAAUCUGGACAAGAUCAAGUCACUUUCCCUUGCGCCAUGGGUCACAGAACAGCAGGAGCCGCCCUUGCAAAUAGCAGUCUACGACGCCAAAGGAAACAACCCCUUCUCUCUGGCAUUCCUGAAGGGACAUUUGAAGGUCGCUAAGGCUAUCCUAGAGAUUGCCCAGGCCCAAUGGGCGCCCAAAGAAGAGAAGAAAGCGCGCUUCACGAUGGUUAGCAACGAAGAGGACGAUGAUGACACACAUGCAGAGCCGGAUGCAGGAACCGACGAUGAGCCACAAAUCUACAAGGAGGUCAUCGAUGAUCGUUUCACCAUCGACAAUAUCGGCCAGGUCUCAAUGCAGGUCAAGAGCAACACAUUACCAAUCACCAUGCUCAGCUGGACAGCACCAGCGUUUGUCUCGCACGAAGGAGAAGUCGUCAAGACAAUGGGAAGACAAGACCUAUUUGCCUUCUCGGUCACCCAGGGCGACACGCAACGGUUCAACUACUUGGUUGACUUGGGUAUUCAAUUCACCAGUCAGAAGCCUCAAGAAGAAGACGGCUCGGAUAGGUUCUUCGUAUUUCCCGAUGUCGACUUCAACAAGGCCAUCCAACCGGGACGAACCCAUAUGCUAGCGGAGGUCAUUCGAAAGACCGGUGCCGGUAUACCGCUUGAGCAUCUCGUGAAGAAGAGCGGAGUGGAAUUGAAGGUCAAACCUCGAUGCUACCAGGGGCUGACCGUCUAUGGCAAGAAGAGGGCAGACUGGGCCAACGCUAGUCGUAACUUGAUGCUCAAGCCCACUGGAAGCAACAUUCCUCCAUUUCUGACUGCUGCGGUCGAAGGAUCCCUCGAGUCUGUUGAAUGGUUCAUCAGCGAUGCACCGAUGAGACACUAUCUGGAGUUUGGCAAGUCCAAGAUCGCCAAAGAAGAUCCCCGCCUGAGACACCUGAACGAAGCGCCUGGAGGAUUCGACCGAGCCAUCAUGAAGUGGCUAGGAGUGCAAAACGAUCUCGUCAUCCAUUGCGCCGUGUUGGGCCCACUCGGGGACAAUACCAACAAACUCAUCGAGUACCUGAUCAAGGUUUGCCCAUCGUCCUUCGAGGCAAAAUCAGAGCAAGGAUAUACGCCCCUGUACCUGGCCGCUCUUCUCGGGGAGGUUCAGUUCGCUAAGACGUUGAUCAAUGCCGGUGCGGAUCAAUCAGUGAAAGACAAAGAGAACAACAACAUCAUCCAUGCCGCUUUGACGAACAACCCCAAUAUCAAACAGCUCCGUCGGAUGCUGGGAAUCCUUGACCCUGAGCUGCGGCCUCACCUGUUUCGCCAGCGGAAUCACCUCACCCACGGUGGUGACACGCCCCUCCACUUCUGGCUCAACAAAGCUAAUGUGCUUGAGUACACCUGGGACAAUACAGGGGACUUUGACAGAAGUCGGCGCAUACUGAGAAGCGAGAACGCUGAUAACGUCAAACUCUUAACUCUUCUCCUCGAGUUCUCCAAGGGAGCCGAGCUCGACAGUCUCAACGGUCGCGGCGAUACGGUGCUGCACAGUGCUGUACUUCGUCAUCUCCCCGAUCAUUCCCGUGUACUCCUCCAACAGGAUCCCAACCUUCUGUAUCGGGAAAACACGGUGGGCCGCAUACCCGGUGAGAUCGCCUACGACAUCUACAUCAACUCGAAGGUGGAGGGACUAGAACCAAUCGAAAUCAGCAGACAAGUCAGCCAUGCAACCAGUCUGGUCGAAAGGAGCCCAGAAAUGUUCGUCCAGGACGAACACGCGGAGACGUCGGGCGCGAAACGAAAGGAGCGGACAUGGGAGGUCGUCUAUGAAUACCUGGCCAAGGUUGAUGGGAAACGUCGGCUCGUCAGCCUUAACGAAGCAAACGACGUGGCCAAGCGACUAGGAGAGAACUACUCCUCGCAGCGCUACUUCCAGAGAUCCACGGCUGCCGAUGAGGAGCCCGAGGAAGAACAGGACAAGCCGGAGAAGGAGAGCGACUUCGUCGCGAUCAGAUACAGCCAGACGAGGUUUCAGGCCUGGGCCGUUGAGGAGGGUGAGGAAGACGACGAGGAGUUGGCUUCGCGCGAAUGUCCGCGGCUGGAUGCAGAAGCUUUCUUCCGUUUCAAGACCAUACUGCGAAUCCUCGCCCGCGUACUCGCCCUCAUACAACUUCUGCUCCUGGACAUCUUGGAUCGUGGGCUUAAGCCACUCCUUCCUGACAUCGCGCAGGCCCUCCAGACAUCGAAUAACAGCCUGCUGGUAAAAUUCACCGACCUCGGCAGCCAUUUCUACCCUCGCGUCCGACAUGAUCUUGGCGGCUACGGCAGCGACAACUCAACAUUGACCUUCGAAGCCCAGGCCUCACGCCCCUCCACUCUGCGAUACUGUAUAAGAAAAAGGCCAUAUUUGGCUAUUUGGUCCAACAUUGACAGAUCCAAGCAAACCGAGUCGAAUUACCUGGGCAUCGAAUAUAGGGACAGACCUGUCGUCUCCGUCACAGGCCUCACCGCCGUGGGAAUCCUCCUGCACUAUUUGGACCUGUUAAUCCCCAAGGACCUGCUGCAGCUUCUCAAACUGCUGUGCAGCGGCAGCAGCAGAUUGCCGCACUUCUACACCGUACCGGAUACCAAGCAGACAGUCCUACACUUGCUCGCCUACCACCCUUUCCUGCCAGAGACGGGAAUCCUCGAGUACGUGCUAGAGCAAGGACGGGGCGCCGGGCUGCACAUCAAUAUCCAGGAUGCGCCCGGGGACACGCCCCUCACUACGCGUCCCGACUGCGAGGGAGCAGGCAGCGCCCCUUGA